Molecule: messenger RNA, 1601 nt
Organism: Salvia miltiorrhiza (redroot sage)
Lineage: Eukaryota; Viridiplantae; Streptophyta; Magnoliopsida; Lamiales; Lamiaceae
Product: alpha-galactosidase 1-like
Exons: 15
Coding region: 274-1476 (400 amino acids)
Biological process (GO): carbohydrate metabolic process
Molecular function (GO): hydrolase activity, hydrolyzing O-glycosyl compounds
Source: RefSeq, a predicted model, not a curated record
AAAUUCAAAGAUCAAACUCAUCGAAAUUGUUGAAUUCCACCACAAAUAAAUAAAUAAAUACAUUUGUUUAGGCCCUACCUAGCCUACUAAUCUUGAAACAAUUAUUGAAACCCAGCCAAAUUUGUGUAAACCAUUUAAUUAGUGACGUCGAAGCUAGUUGAAAUCAUGUAAUCAAUUUAAUUUUUUUCAAAAAAAUCGAUUUAACUUGAUUGCAUAGAAAAGUAUAACCACAUCAGCAGAAGGAAAGAAGAAGACGAAUGUGAAGGCUCAGCUAUGGAGGCAUCAUCACUUCCGCCAUGCUCGAUUACCUUCUUGCUGCUGCUGCUGCUAACCAUAACUGUUACCGUUAAUGCUGAUAGCUUAAGCCGACGCGCUCUGCUGGCUAACGGCCUCGCCGCUACUCCGCCUAUGGGGUGGAAUAGUUGGAACCAUUUCAACUGUUUUAUUGAUGAGAAGAUGAUUAAAGAAACUGCUGAUGCUCUUAUCUCAACUGGCCUUGCGAAUCUCGGAUAUAAAUUCGUUAACAUUGAUGAUUGCUGGGCUGAAAUCUCUCGGGACGAUAAGGGUAAUCUAGUGCCUAAGAAUUCCACAUUUCCUUCUGGUCUCAAGGCUUUGGCUGACUACGUCCAUAGCAAGGGACUUAAGUUGGGAAUAUACUCCGAUGCUGGCUAUUUCACUUGUAGCAAUAAAAUGCCUGGUUCACUUGGGCAUGAGGAGCAAGACGCCAAAACCUUUGCUUCAUGGGGCAUAGAUUAUCUCAAGUAUGAUAACUGUAACAACGAUGGAUCAAAGCCACUAGUCAGAUAUCCUGUCAUGACAAGAGCUCUCAUGAAUGCUGGCCGCCCUAUUUUUUUCUCGCUAUGUGAAUGGGGAGAUAUGCACCCGGCCUUGUGGGGUGCUAGCGUGGGAAACAGUUGGAGAACCACAAACGACAUUGCUGAUAAUUGGGACAGCAUGAUCUCUCGAGCAGACCAGAACGAGGUCUAUGCAGAUUAUGCCAGACCGGGUGGCUGGAAUGACCCUGACAUGCUUGAGAUUGGCAAUGGAGGAAUGACCAAAGAUGAGUAUAUAGUCCAUUUCAGUUUAUGGGCAGUUUCCAAGGCUCCACUUCUUAUUGGUUGUGAUGUGAGAAAUGUGAGUAAAGAAACAAUGGAAAUCAUAUCAAAUAAGGAGGUGAUCGACGUUAACCAAGAUAAGCUAGGUGUUCAAGGGAAGAAGGUCAGAAUGGAGGGAGAUCUAGAGGUGUGGGCAGGGGCUCUUUCUGGGUACAGAGUAGCGGUGGUGCUGCUGAACCGGGGGGCAGUGCGUAGGGUGAUGACUGCUCGUUGGGACGACAUCGGCAUCCCUCCGAGCAGCACUGUGAUUGCAAGAGACCUCUGGCAGCACAAGACAUUGAAGCAAAGAUUUGUGGAUAUAUUGACAGCAACAGUGGAUUCUCAUGCAUGCAAGAUGUACAUACUCAAGCCCAUUUCUUGAGGGAUAAUAUGCCAUUUUGUGUGUAAGAGUUGCUUUUAAUAAGGGCUUCCCACAAACAUUUUUAUCAAACAAAUAACUAGUAUUAUUUCGGCGUGUUUAUGUGGGAUCAUUAUCAUUUACUCAAA